AUGCCAACGUGGGAGUAUGCCAACGUGAGAGUGCCAACGUGGGAGUGCCAACGUGGGAGUGCCAACGUGGGAGAGUGCCAACGUGGGAGAGUGCCAACUGAGUCCCCAUGUCAGCGGCAGCGUGGAACUGCUAAAUAUAAACGCGACAACGGCAGCGAGCAACGCAACAACGGUAGCGAAAAACGCAACAACGGCAGCCAGAAACUCAACAACGGCAGCCAGAAACUCAACAACGGCAGCCAGAAACGCAACAACGGCAGCGAGCAACGCAACAACGGCAGCCAGAAACGCAACAACAGCAGCGAGCAACGCAACAACGGCAGCCAGAAACGCAACAACGGCAGCCAGAAAAGCAACAACGGCAGCCAGAAACGCAUCAACGGCAGCCAGAAACUCAACAACGGCAGCCAGAAACGCAACAAUGGCAGCCAGAAACGCAACAACGGCAGCCAGAAACACAACAACGGCAGCCAGAAACGCAACAAGGCAGCCAGAAACGCAACAACGGCAGCCAGAAACACAACAACGGCAGCCAGAAACGCAAAACGGCAGCCAGAAACACAACAACGGCAGCCAGAAACGCAACAACAGCAGCCAGAAACGCAACAACGGCAGCAGAACAACAACAACAGCAGCCAGAAACGCAACAACAGCAGCCAGAAACGCAACAACAGCAGCAAGCAACACAACAACAGCAGCGAGCAACGCAACAACGGCAGCCAGAAACUCUUCAACGGCAGCCAGAAACUCUUCAACGGCAGCCAGAAAAAAAAAUGGAAUACUAAAUACUCUACACUAGGAAAAGUUAGAACAUCUCUGAGAAACCUAAAUAAGGAGUCAUUUAGAUCGCUGAAUACCGCCUAUGAGAGACCAGAUAUAAGUAUGCCGCCCCCACUGUGGCGCCUAAUCUUAAAAAAAAGGAAACUUGAAAAUGCUGAGGAGUUUGCGACAAGACUCGUCCCAGAAUUUCGUGGGAUGGAAUACGAAGAGAGACUCAACGAACUAGAUCUGACGACACUGGAAAAAGAGGAGAAUGGGGGACAUGAUAGAGACCGCUGCCGCCACGGCCGGCUAGAUAACAGACCCAACCAGUCGGGCCGCCGACCCAAGCUGGCCAGAAAGACGAUCCAGCCGGCCAAGCCGGCGACACAGUCGGCCAAGCCGGCGACACAGUCGGCCAAGCCGGCGACACAGUCGGCCAAGCCGGCGACACAGUCGGCCAAGCCGGCGACACAGCCGGCCCAGGCCGGCGACACAGCCGGCCAGGCGGCGACACAGCCGUCAAGCCGCGAUUACAGUCGGCUAGCGGAGACAACGCCAAAUUUUACCUCCCCGCCUUAA
Messenger RNA from Procambarus clarkii (red swamp crayfish), 1341 nucleotides. The record is from RefSeq and is a predicted model, not a curated record. Lineage: Eukaryota; Metazoa; Arthropoda; Malacostraca; Decapoda; Cambaridae.